CAAUUCCUUUUCAUCUAACCUUUGUGUCAAGGGUUGGGGUAGAGACGAAUUGCAUUGUCAUAAUUUUUCGGACGCUUGGCUGGUAAAGACGUGUUUGUUAACCCUUUUGUUUGUUGAAAAGUGCAAGUGAAAAUGGAGACAGUGGUAAAAGAAUUGGGAGGCGAAGCAUUCCUUGAAAUAUUUUCUGGUGAGUACAUACAUACAUAUAAUAAAUUGUAAAUUGCUUGUAAUAAGUUAAUGAAUUUAUCUAUAACAGAAAGAAUGUUUACCGUUGAGACAUUAAAAUAUUUGAAUUGGGAGCACCUCAGAGGGGAAAUUCCAGUAGAAAUGGUCGGUCCAGCUAUAGAGUUCUUUAAAAAACUGGAGUUGUGGCAGAACAAAGAGAACGUUGAGGAUAGUAACGAGCCAGAACCAGGUGUUUGUGUGGCUCGAAUUCUUUCAAAAAGCAAAAAGGGAAAACUGAUAUUGAAGCAUUAUAAUGAACGCAAAACCCUUAGCUCACAAGUGAGAAGAGACCUAAGUUCUGUAAUAGUCGAGUACUUGCUUCAAAAAGAACUUAAACCUAGGCAGAACCUGUUGAAGGAGAUUGCCAACCAAAUAACUGAUAUAUUUGAUUCUGAGACGGCUGACACAUACUUCUUGAAGAGUAAAGGAAAGAAACCGGGCGGCCUGCUGUACAGCCACUUUUAUAAUAUAAAGGCCAAAUAUAGUACUGGAAAAGUCCCCAAGCCUUUAAACCAAAACGUUUCUCCAAAUAUGUUAUUGUCUUCCCAAAAAACUGAAGUCGAAUUGGAUUUACAAUGGCUUAAAUAUAAUAUUGAGCCCUUGGAGUCUGUGCUAAGGUGCUGGAAUUCCACAUUUGACUGGAGAAGCAAUUUCCUGAAGUCGGAUGCCAAUCUGCUUGAUGUAUUUGAAGAAUUUCCAAUUUUGACACAAUCCUUCGGAUUCAAGCUGAUCGAAAACGACUUUGAGGCUUUAUAUCCAGCUUCUUUUAACAAUUUUUCGCAAAAGUGGGACGAGUUUAAGUCAAAAAUUGUUCCCCUUUUAAGAGAGAAAGUAAAGGAACAACAGGGUAAGAUCCUGCUUAAGUCUUUGGAAAGCAACGGUGAAGACAUACAAACGACUUUAAUUUGGCUUGCGAUUCAUUCAGUGUUGGUGCCAACCUCGAGGACAAAAGCAGACGGCGAUAGCAAGACAUUUAAACACACAAUUGCGGAUUCGCGAGGCCGUUUCUUGGUUUGGAAGGCUACUGUUGGGGAACUGCAAACACAUUUAAAGAAUCUUACGGAAAACUGCUACUCAGGAAAGCAGAAACUGCAACCGUUCAUCUGCAGCGUGGGAACAAGCCCAUUUUACCUUACAGAGUUUUCAGUUUACUUAUCAGGUGUUUUUUAUAGGAUGCCAAAUUUAUUAAGAAGCAUUGAAGUGUGUUUCAAAAUAUUUUUUGUCCUAAACCUCGAGUAUCCCCCGGAAUGUACAUUAGUGUGGUCAUUGAUACAACAACAUUUUUAUGAAAUUCAUUUGAAGUCUGAUAAGAAAAGCAAAGCUCUCUCUGAACUCUUAAACGAUUUUAAAAACUUUAGAAUGUAACCAUUUUAGGCAUAAGUUUUCAU
This is a messenger RNA of Drosophila subpulchrella, 1613 nucleotides long. RefSeq lists its product as uncharacterized. The coding region runs from base 238 to 1590 and encodes 450 amino acids. The record is from RefSeq and is a predicted model, not a curated record. Lineage: Eukaryota; Metazoa; Arthropoda; Insecta; Diptera; Drosophilidae. The transcript has 6 exons.